This is a messenger RNA of Pygocentrus nattereri (red-bellied piranha), 2904 nucleotides long. RefSeq lists its product as uncharacterized. Gene Ontology annotation, molecular function: phosphoric diester hydrolase activity; DNA-(apurinic or apyrimidinic site) endonuclease activity; double-stranded DNA 3'-5' DNA exonuclease activity. Gene Ontology annotation, biological process: base-excision repair. The transcript is spliced from 2 exons. The coding region runs from base 310 to 1872 and encodes 520 amino acids. Gene Ontology annotation, cellular component: nucleus. The record is from RefSeq and is a predicted model, not a curated record. Lineage: Eukaryota; Metazoa; Chordata; Actinopteri; Characiformes; Serrasalmidae.
AAGACGAGCUCGGGUGGAGCAGGCUGUGCCUACCAGUUAGAUCUUGGACAAGAGCACAUAUUGCAUUGGUCUUUGGAAGCAAAUAUCCAGAUCUUAUCUCCAUCAGCAUUCUUGAAGGAAAGCACUUUGCAGUGACUUUAUAAAGCUGCACUGUAUUCUUUGCUGUACAUGUUCCUUCAGACAUAUUACAGAUAAUACAUUUGGAGAAUCUGUCCACCCUCUGCUUCUGUAUCUUCAUACUUUCCCAUCUCAUUAUCAGUUUACAUCAUCUGAUUUUAAUAAAGUAGAGACACAUCAGACAAUUAAAAAAUGGCUGCAUCACUUCCACCCAAGCUUCGCUUCCUCACUUGGAAUGUCAAUGGUUUAGAAACUGCUUUGCGCAUUAAGCCACACCGGCAGCCUGACAGGCAGAAGGAUGUACGCAAGGAAUUGGAAGAGGCAGAUGUGGUUUUCCUUCAGGAGACCCAUAUUAAAAGGGGCAAUGAAGAUGUUAUGAGAGAGUUUCCAGAGUGGCACCAGUUUUAUACUAUAUUGGACAAAGCUGAAAGAGGGGUAGCUAUAUUAAUUAAGAAAACCAUUUCCUUCGAAUACAUUCAUCCUAGGCAAGAUGAUGAUGGUUUCAUAGUUCUCCACUGCAAGUUGGAGCAUCAGCCAUAUACUUUGGUGAGUGUGUAUCAUCAUCAAAAAGAUGAAGCAAUUCUUAGUCGCCUUUCAGAGUAUCUGCAGAACAAUGCCACUGGAAUGAUGGUAAUCGGAGGAGACUUCAAUGCUGUAUUCAGUCCCUUCAUCGAUAAAAAAGAGCCUACAAUCAACCAAAGUCAUUCAGUUUUGCUGAACCGGCUCAAGCUGUUCAUGAGGUCUCUUCAGCUUGUGGAUGUCUGGAGAUGGCUGCAUAAUUUUAUGCGCUUCUACACUUACUACAGAAGAGAAAGCACCUCAAGAAUUGACUUUUUCUUUGUGCCAGAGGAGUGCCUGUGGCGUGUGCAGUCAUGCGAAAUUGAGGAUGUACCAGCUAAUGACCAUCUCCCUGUGAGCCUAGAGUUGAACAAUGCUGCUGUAUCUUCAGGGUACUCUCCAAAAGACAUCCCGAUCAAAUAUACCUUUACAAAUUGUGAUGUGAGAUGCACAAUCGAGGACAUUACCACAGCCAUCAAAUCUCUGCAAGUGUCAGAUACACGAAGACAGGAUAAAAUACCUGCGUCUGUGUACAAGACAUUCGCUACUGAUGGUAGAAUAUUACAAUAUUUGCAGAUCUUGUACAACAGAAUCCUUGAUGGAUCAUUUGAUGUAAUAAUGAAUCAUUUCAAUGAUUCAAUCCAGUGUCAAAUCCAGCGUCAAGGCAAGUGUCAAAACUUUCAUUUCUUUAAUGUUGACUAUGUAAUCUUGGCAACUAUCCUUGCCAGGCACCUGGACGAAAAGUUGGAAUCCCUGUUAAGGAGACACAGGAGGCCAAACUAUAACACACGUGUUGCAAUGAUCUACUACUUCCCUGAGGUUCCAGAAUCUGUAGAGAUGUCGCUUCUUGAGCAUGCUUUUGAAAGUGCAUCUCUUUCACCAGAAUUUCAGGCCUUGAAAAAGAUCCUUAGGAGGAGCCCUUCUUAUGGCGCAUCACAGUCUUACUUGUUGUGUCAAGGUUGCCCUCUGACUCCACUCCUGCACAGUCUCCUUCUGAGGUAUGUCACUGAGAGAAGUGUAGGAGUGCACAACACUGGUGACAUUGAAAUUUAUGCCUACAAAUACUUUGUCAACGUGGUUGUUCCUAAUAAUAGUCCUUUAGGAAGACCAGAUGAAAUCAAUGUGAAUGGAUUGCAGGUCCGAAGAAACAUUGCAACAUCACUGGAGCAUGUGUAUGUCUACAAUCCACAGUCAUGAUUCAAUAGCAGUCGUGAUCGAGUGCUAGAAUUGUUCAGGCCCUUUUUCAAAUUACCCACAAAGAUAUGAUGAUGCAGCCAAGGCCUGACCUGACCAGGGGCCAUCAAGAUAAAUGUGGGCAUUUGUUGACUGAGCUUAAUCAAUGACUUUAAGCAAGAAUUACGCUUGGUAAUGUCUUUACUGUACUCGUAUGAUAUUUUAAACUCCAAAAGACAGUCAGUGUGCUGGCUGGCUGGUUUAAGUGAUUCUAGCAACUAACUCACUGUUUUCACUUAUUAACUGAAUUGAUACCAAUAUUUAUAUGUUUUUAUUUGAUAGCAUUUAUUCAUUUUAAAGACCCUUGAUAACAUUUAAGUCAGCAAUUUAUUGUUUGUUUUGAAAAUUCACUGAACUACAGACUUAAAAAGUCUAACAAAGAAUUUGGCAUGGAAAACAUAUAGCACUUGAACUGUCUACUAUUCGUGUAUGUACACCAACUGAUGUACAGCCUCCUGAUGUGGAAUUAUCAAAAUUGCUUAGCAUUAUUUACUCUUGUCUUGCAUUAUUUACUCUCUUGUAGCAAUAUUUACUCUAGGAUGACAGUAUACUGAAUAAGCUUAUAGGGACCGGCAUAUUGCAGUAGGCCAGCUUCGCUUGAGUGUGUACGUGCACUAUAACCUUAUGUUCUACAACUUCUAAGAAAAAUAUGUUUUGCGUCUGUCUCUGGAAACAGACUGGAGGGAAGUGAGAGAGACAAUCACACCUAAACCACAGCAUGCAGAUGUCUAAUUAAAAAGGCGAGUCAGAGACACAGGAAACUGACAACGGAGGCAAAAGUAGAAAGAUAGCAACUCCAUGUGGGGGGGGGCGUUAACAACAAACUGCUGUGGUCAGGCUUGGUUGUCCUCCCAUGCACAUGGCGGGGGGGUGUUUUUUGAUUAUAUAAUGUAAUAAAAUAAAAUGUAAAAAAGGAGUUUGACCUUCUCUGGCAGACUUUGUGAAUGUCAGACGAAGCUCCCGGAGCUCCGCUAAUAAAGUUGCUGAAACCUUCAA